This is a messenger RNA of Myzus persicae (green peach aphid), 3323 nucleotides long. RefSeq names its product histone acetyltransferase KAT2B-like. Gene Ontology annotation, biological process: positive regulation of transcription by RNA polymerase II; chromatin remodeling. The transcript has 15 exons. The record is from RefSeq and is a predicted model, not a curated record. Gene Ontology annotation, molecular function: histone H3 acetyltransferase activity; protein binding. Gene Ontology annotation, cellular component: histone acetyltransferase complex; nucleus. The coding region runs from base 937 to 3261 and encodes 774 amino acids. NCBI's taxonomy places the organism in Eukaryota, Metazoa, Arthropoda, Insecta, Hemiptera, Aphididae.
UAGAACCAGUUUUUUGGCAAAACCGAUUUGAUUUUUUUGGUGUAACGAACAAAAAAUAACCGUGUACAAUCCGUGUAGGACCUACACUGUAGGUACAUGAAAUACUCGUCAAAUGUUUGGAUUUGCUUUUUCAAAAUUUUCAAAAUAUUUUGACGCUUUUUGAACUACUUAUAUUUUAUAGGCAUGACAACAUUUUGAAUUCAUCAGUUUUUUUUAUUAAGUUUGAUUGAAGAAAAAACAUUUUGUUCAGUCAAAAAUCCUAAAACGAUAGGCUGAUUUCACAUUACGCGUUUUAAAUUUGAAUAUUUUACUCCAUUACUUGUCUUCCAUCUAUAAUAAUUUUAUUUUUCUUCAUGGCUACCUACAUAAUAUUUCUAUUAUCAGCUAUGUAUAGACCUGUGGCAGUGCACAAUGUACAUCGUACGAUGAAAAUAUUAUAAUCCAAUAUUAUUUCAAUACCAAUUUCUAAAAAUACACAGCAAUACGUCUUUAGUGUGGAUGUCAAAUGCACAGGGAAACCCAAGCGUGUCCCUCUAUCACCAGCCCCCCACCCCCCACACACGACGCAUCAAAAAUCCACCAGGUUGCUGCUAUGCACCGCUUUGGACUAGGUAUCGUCUAUUUGUAUCUUCUUGACUUCAACCGCCAAGACUCUUUAGACCAAAUUGCCGUCGAUGAACGAAACCGCUGUCCCUGCCAUUUUUGUUUCUCGAGUCUCAGCGUUCCAAGGCCUGAUCGAUUCUGAAGAAAAACUUUUUUUUUCGCCGUUGACGCUCUGUCUCACGUCUACGACAGGAUUGAGAUCGCGACUCCUACGGCGGUGUCGUCAAAGUCGCGUUUUUACGGUAACCAUAGAUCCUGGCCGUACGCUCUCUGACAUUCCAGUUGAUACCGUGACGACACCUGCUUGUCUGACGGGACCGUGAAGUGGCCGUCAUGGCAACAUCGCUAAAACUCGAGAGAUGUCUACCGUCUACUUCGUCCGCGUCUGUCGUGGUGUUGCCCGACCACUACGUCGAGAACGAUCCAAUCAUACAAACGAUUCUUGAGUUCAAGGCAUCAGAAUGCAAAUUGCCCAGGCACGAAAAACUGUUGAAGCUAUCCAGUAAAUCCUCCUGUCAGGAUUCAAAUUGCCAUUGUAGUGGAUGGCGAGGUAGGCGCGAUAAUCGUUUGAUGUCUUCAACUUGUACAAAAUCUGAUUGUAAUCAUCCUCUAUAUUCUCAUGUAUCACAUUUAGAGAGUGCCAAGGAAGAACAGUUGAAUACCUUACUAGGAUUAGUAUUUGAUCUCGAUAAUUUAGCAGUUACUGUAAAUAAAGAUUUAAAAAAACCAAAUAUUGAGAGAAAUUAUGUAGAAGAAGACACAUAUAGUGCAGUUUAUCAUGAAUUACGAAAUUUUGUAUAUCCCGGAUCUUGUAUUACACUUGAAAAAUUAUUUGGAACUCCACCAUUUGAAAAUCCAAAUAUAGUUAAAGUUUUAAUGAACUUUAAUAUGCUUAAGUUUGGUCAUGACAGCUCUCAACUAAAAAUUGCUUUAAAAAUCAGUACAUUUGUAACAAAGUAUUUUGAUCUCUGGAAAUUGACUUCUCCUAAGGAAUUGCCAAAUUGUAAAACAUUUCAAUAUAGGAAAAAUUAUGAAUUCUAUUAUCAAAGAUAUUUAGUAUUUUGUCUACUACCCAAAUAUCUUCAUUCGAUUGCACCAAGUUAUAAAAUGAGUUUGAUAUUUGGUCAAGACAUUCUUAUGUACACAUUAAAAUCAUUUAGAAUGUAUUUAACAGACUGGUGUCAUGCAUCAGCUUCAAAAUGGUCAAAUCAUCAAAAACACUUUUACAUGAGCUAUUUACCCAAAUACAUGAAUUUAUUAGAAGAAGAAGUGUAUGCUGUUCAUUCUCCAAUAUGGGAUUUGCAUUUUAAAAAUUCUGGUCUACAAAAAAUUAUUCUAACUAGUAAACAAAAUAAUUCUUCAAUAUAUUCCUUGGACUCAAAGCUAGAUGAAACCAACGAAGCAGAACAUAGAGAUGGUAAAAAAAAAGAUAAACAUCUGAAUGAAGAUAUGUCAAUGAAACUAAAUGAAAAACAGAGUAUUGAAGAUAUUUUAUUAGAAGAAAAAAUGAUAGACAUUCUGAAAAAUGUUCAAAGUGAGCCUAUCACUUACUCUAAGGAGUUUGGAUUAGAAACUGGACCUAGAGGACAUCAAGCUCGAACAGAAGAAGAGCAUGGAAGUAUACGCUUUGUUGUUAUAGGUAAUUCAAUAAACUCCAAAGUCGAAAAAAGUACUAUGUUGUGGCUUAUGCUACUAAGAAAUUUGUUUCGAAUUCAAUUGCCAAGAAUGCCCGUUAGGUACAUCACUCGAUUAGUAUUUGAUACGAAACACAAGACAUUAGCUUUGUUGAAAGAUGGCGUUCCAAUUGGUGGUAUAUGUUUUUGUCCAUUUCUCCCUCAAGGUUUCACAGAAAUAGUGUUCUGUGCUGUCAAAGUUGAUCAACAAGAAAAUGGAUAUGGAACACAACUAUUGAAUCAUUUAAAGGAUUAUCAUAUUCAGCAUAAUAUACUUAAUUUUCUUACUUAUGCCGAUAAGCUAGCAAUUGAAUAUUUUAAGAAACAAGGGUUUAGCCAAGAUGUGAAAAUAUCGAAGAAAAUACAUCUAGAAUAUAUUAAACAUUAUCAGGAUGCAAUAUUCAUGCAUUGUGAACUAAACCCAAAAAUUAUUUAUACUCAAUUAACACCAGUGAUACGUAUACAAAAAGAAAUAGUUAAGAGUUUGGUGGAAGAAAAACACAUGCAAAUGGAAAGGCAUUACCCAGGCCUAACUUGUUUCUCAGAUGGUGUACGCAUAAUCCCAAUUGAAUCAAUACCCGGCGUCAUGGAUACUGGUUGGACCCCAUCAACUCGAGCUACAAGAAAUAGUCGUGUCACUGAAGAAUCUACUGAUAUUGUUGCUUUAACUAAACACCUAACAAAAGUUUUGAAAUUUGUAAAAAACAAUGCAUUGUCUGAACCAUUUUUGAUUCCAGUUGAUAAAAAAGUUCCUGGUUACUAUGAGCUAAUAAAGUAUCCUAUGGACUUGAGUACAAUUAGUAAACGUUUGGCUUCAGGCUACUAUGUGAGUAGAAAGUUGUUUACUGCAGAUAUGAAACGAAUGUUUAGCAAUUGUAAAACAUUUAAUCCAGAAGAUUCAUACUGGGCAAACUGUGCAGUUGAAUUGGAAAAACUUUUCCAGAUUAAAAUGAAAGAAAUGGAACUCUGGGAUUACUAUGUUUAGUUUUUUUUAUACAUUUUUGAAUGACAAAUAUUAGUAAUUUUAAAACUUCUAUAGAAGAUUAU